Alligator sinensis (Chinese alligator) is the source of this 2290-nucleotide messenger RNA. It is a transcript of the gene EDA, whose product is annotated as ectodysplasin A. NCBI's taxonomy places the organism in Eukaryota, Metazoa, Chordata, Crocodylia, Alligatoridae. Gene Ontology annotation, biological process: immune response; animal organ development. The coding region runs from base 237 to 947 and encodes 236 amino acids. Gene Ontology annotation, molecular function: death receptor binding; death receptor agonist activity; tumor necrosis factor receptor binding. The record is from RefSeq and is a predicted model, not a curated record. The transcript has 9 exons. Gene Ontology annotation, cellular component: membrane.
UCGAGAUCCAUGCUGAACUUUACAUCUCGCAGUCUUUAAGCUCUUGGGAGUUGGCCUUGCUGAAUUUCUUCCCCUCUGAAGAAAAGCUGCAUCUUGGAGAAGAAAGUAGACGUGCCCGUCGAAAUAAAAGGAGUAAAGGUAGUGAAGGGCCAGAUGGUCCAAGUUCAGUUAAAAACAAGAAAAAAGAAAUACAGGACCAGGCAGAGGGAGGGAAUAAGAGAACACAGCUGCUGCUGAUGAAGCGAGCGUUGCUACACUCAUAUGUUGGAACCAUGAGGGCCAGGAAGCCAGAAACAGGUAAAAAGACUGGUCCUCCAGGGCCCAAUGGCCCUCAAGGGCCACCAGGGCCUCCUGGUCCGCAGGGUCCUCCAGGCAUCCCAGGGAUCCCUGGAAUUCCAGGCACGACUGUAAUGGGACCUCCUGGCCCUCCUGGUCCCCCUGGCCCUCAGGGACCACCUGGCAUGCAGGGCCCCUCAGGUGCCACGGACAAAGCCAGUUCGAGGGAGGUACAGCCAGCUGUGGUUCACCUCCAGGGCCAAGGUUCAGCAAUUCAAGUAAAGAAUGAUCUUUCAGGUGGAGUCCUCAAUGACUGGUCACGCAUCACUAUGAACCCCAAGGUGUUUAAGCUGCAUGCCCGCAGCGGGGAGCUGGAGGUACUGGUGGACGGCACAUACUUCAUCUAUAGUCAGGUAGAAGUAUACUACAUAAACUUCACUGAUUUUGCCAGCUAUGAGGUGGUGGUAGAUGAGAAGCCCUUCCUGCAGUGCACUAGGAGUAUUGAGACUGGCAAAACCAACUUCAAUACCUGUUACACAGCUGGGGUCUGUCUCCUCAAAGCCAGGCAGAAGAUUGCAGUGAAAAUGGUCCAUGCUGACAUCUCCAUCAACAUGAGCAAGCACACAACAUUCUUCGGGGCCAUACGCCUAGGAGACGCACCAACAUCCUAGAUGAACCUGGCAUGUACAAGGAGACUCCCAGAACUGCCUGGUGCUGCUGUUCAUAGGUGUUUCAGUAUUUCAGGGGGGUCUAUAAUCCAGCCACAAAGAAAACUGACCCAGAGCUAUUUAUUCCUUUAUGUGAAUGCAAAAAGAGCAAGGGUUCCUUUGCGUUGCCUGGAGACUUGGACUGGAAAGGCAGUUGAAAGCCAUUAUGAGAAAGAAAGGUGGCCCUGUCCUUUUUUGUCUCAGUGUUUCAAGCAUUACUGCACUGAUACUCUUCUCUGUGGUCCUCCCCUGAGGCUUCUGGUGAGAAUGAUAUGGGUUUCCUGCUUUUAUGUUGCACUAGCAAGAGCAUCCAUGGCAAGAGCAGCGGAAGAGAGACCGACUUCUGAUGGAUUUUUCUGUCCAGACACUCAUACACUGCUGCUUCUGCACAUGUAUGUGAGCAAGAAGCCCUUGUGGUUUCUUCUUUUCCACCUAUGUCAGACAGUUCUAAUUGCAAUGGUAAUGUAAUGUGAAAGGUGGAGAAUGAGAUCAACUGGGUGGUGUUUACAUUCAUCCUUUGGACUGUGAGAAUAAGUAGGUGAAGUGUCUCUAUACAGGGCUUGGAAGCAGGCUGCAAAUGCAAUAAGGGUGAAAGGAGCACCAAUAAUUAAUAAGAGAGCAGGCUGCUGUCAUGACUGCCUCUGCAUGUUGUAAGCCCAGUGUUGAGAUGUUCCUGACAGUGACAGGUUCCAGUGCCACUGCUACUUGCCACUCCUUCCAUGUGUCCACAGGUAUAAGUUGCCCUACUGUGUACUUCCUUGAAGUGUUGCUGUUGUAACAUCAACUUGUACUAACCUGCUGCAUACCAAGAAAUAUUUACAGAGGCUUCACAAUGCUGCAUGCUGCAGGCACAGAUGUCCACAUAAACACUUAAAAGCUGCUCGCUGAAAUGGGUACUUUUAAAAAGAAAAUAUUCAAGGAAGCAGGCUAAUAUUUUCCGAGUUAAUAGCAAUUAUGUGCUGGUUUUCAGGGGGUUUUUCUCAUUCUGUACAUCAGAAGAAUCUUUCAUUUUUGGUUUUGCAGCCCUCUACCUUGAAGACAUUACAGUAAGUGGUGAUGAAAUAAUCUCCACCAAAAUCUGUACUGAAGACUCUGGUCCAAUGCACAUGCCCACCAAUAUUGAGUCUGGUCCUAAUGUGACUCUUUGGUGUUAAUGGGAAAAUUAUGACACCAUAGCUUCUUUAGGCUUCCUAAGUAAUGCUUUCCCACCACCUCCUUUGGACUGAUGAGAGAGAAAGCCAUAAGGUGCAUUUGAGGUAGGGAAGGGCUCAGACUUCAGUUACUUCUCUGCAUUGUGUACCAUUUUU